Molecule: messenger RNA, 1625 nt
Organism: Limulus polyphemus (Atlantic horseshoe crab)
Lineage: Eukaryota; Metazoa; Arthropoda; Merostomata; Xiphosura; Limulidae
Product: fibroblast growth factor receptor-like 1
Exons: 5
Coding region: 17-1189 (390 amino acids)
Cellular component (GO): plasma membrane
Molecular function (GO): fibroblast growth factor receptor activity; fibroblast growth factor binding
Source: RefSeq, a predicted model, not a curated record
UCCUAUCUUAUUGGACAUGGCCAACUCCAAGGAACUCCGGGUGGAAGCUGGUUCUAAAGCUCUCCUUCCUUGUCCCGUGGACGGAGAGAAGGAUCUGGUGUUCUUUGAGUGGUAUAAGGAUUAUCAAAUUUUAGAUACUUUUGAUGGACGUCGUUACCGGGUUUCUCGAAGCGGCACUCUGAAGAUCAAGAAUACUAUCCCAGAGGACACUGGACAAUACCUUUGUAAGGCUGUUAAUGGCUUUGGCACUGUGGAAACUUCAAUUACACUUAUUGUAUAUGAAGCUGACAAGAAACCACCAAAGGAAGACUGGCUAAAAAGACCUAACUCCAGUUUGAAGACUAAGACCUUACCUCAAGGUGCAAAAGCGAGUAAGCCAGAGUUGGCGGGAAAUCACCCAAUUAACACAACAGUAGAAUAUGGAAGAACAGCAACAUUCCAGUGUCGUGUCAGGAGUCAAAUGACUCCACACAUCCAGUGGCUGAAGAAAAUAUACGAGACCGACGCCAACAGUAAGAACGUCGUAAAGAUCAACGGGCAAUAUUUCCAGGUUCUGACGUCAUCAGAGGUCAGUAAGAAACCAGACGGGCUUUUUCUGCAUAAGCUACAGAUUCCGGCAGCGCGAGAGUCAGACACUGGACAAUAUUUGUGUCUGGGAGCUAACACUCUAGGAUAUAGCUACAGAUCUGCCUUUCUCACGGUCAUGCCAAAGCCAAAGUCUUAUAAUCUCAGGAAAGAAGAAAAGAAUGAAUGGACCAACAAACCCGAUGUCUUGCUAAUUUCCCUACCAAUUACCAUGGGGGUGGCGAUUGGUGGAUUUUUGUUGUUGCUGGUCGCGUGCCAUCGUCUAAGAUCACUGAAAACGACAAAAGAGAAAAGUUCUGGCGGAAAAUCAAGAGACAAUAUUAUUCCUAUCCAGCAGCAGUCGUCCGACUCUGAGAUUGAGGUGUCACGUCGCUUGUGUAACGGUGCUGCUAAGCUGGUUACUCCUGACCAUUGGUCUUCAAAAGGUCAUAACACAAAGUACCAGGAUGUGAAACUGACCACAUUCUCCGAAGGAGCACCACACGUGGUUCCGACUGAAGCUGUCGUCAGAGGGGAGUCGGUGAUGACGAGAUUAUACAGUAAUCCUUUUGCAUCCCUCCCAUUUGAUGAAGAGGUCGUUUACGUUCCCAUAGAUACCGUAUGAAUAAAACGCGAAACAAACUUCACUGAAGGUAACGGCCUCUAUUGGAAUAUUUCAAAACCUUUUGAGCGGCAGUGAGAUGACUUACAAGUGAUGAACACGCUUUAUUCACGUAACAUUAUCAGCUUGAGUGUGUAUUUCAUUGUGUGGAAAAUAUAACAAAUUCAUCUUCCCAUUUGAAACCUACGAAACAAACCCAAGAUUCGGCCCUAUUGAUUUGUGACGUCACAAAACCUGAUUGAUUGCAUUCCCGCACUUCUAUUGGAGGAGAACUGACAUUUCGUUUAUAUAAGCUACGCUUUUUUUCCACAACAGGGAUCGAACCUCCAGUUUUAGCCUUGUAAGCCCAUAACGCUGAGACAACCAGUAUAUUGCUUUUAUUCACUAUAUUAAUAAAUCGGGAAGUAAUUCUAAAUAAAAACUCCAUAAACAGUAGUGU